Wasmannia auropunctata (little fire ant) is the source of this 1521-nucleotide messenger RNA. RefSeq names its product protein abrupt-like. Gene Ontology annotation, cellular component: nucleus. Lineage: Eukaryota; Metazoa; Arthropoda; Insecta; Hymenoptera; Formicidae. The transcript is spliced from 4 exons. The record is from RefSeq and is a predicted model, not a curated record. Bases 187 to 1206 code for a protein of 339 amino acids. Gene Ontology annotation, molecular function: protein binding. Gene Ontology annotation, biological process: regulation of transcription by RNA polymerase II.
AUCGGACCGCCUGCAUCCAGCCAAUCAAAAAUUGGACCACUUGUGCCAGCCUCUAUCUCUAUUGUAUCUCAUCUUAUCUUUCUUCUUCAUGACGGAAAUGUUUGACAGCUACCGUGAAAUAGGUGCGUCCAUGCUGGGUGCGUCUUCUUUACAAUACGAAGUCACGUUGUAAUAAAACAGAAAAACAUGGCCAUGACAUUGUCGUCGAAGGAAUUUUCCUUAAGAUGGAAUAACUUUUCCAAUAACUUGACUUCUGGUUUUCUUUCUCAUUUGAACGAGAACGAUUUGAUUGAUGUAACAAUUGCUGUCGAGGGACACUUAUUAGCUGCCCACAAGCUAGUACUCUCUGUGUGCAGUCCCUACUUUAAAAACAUAUUUAAGGAGAAUCCUUGUCAACAUCCAGUGAUAAUAUUGAAGGAUGUGAAACACACAGAGGUAACGUCUCUACUGAGAUUUAUUUACCAAGGAGAGGUGAAUAUAAAACAGGAAGAUUUGCCUACUUUCCUAAAGUUGGCACAGAUGCUGCAGAUAAAAGGAUUAGAGGAUGGCGAGGGACAAAUUAUACCUUUAUUAAAUGAUUACGCUAAUGUGUCAAAUCCACAUGACUCAAUGGAUAAAACUGCUUUAUCUGAUGUCCCAAAUGAGCAAGAAAACAAGAACAAAACUUCAGACGGAUCUGUGCACUCUCAUGGGAUAGCUAAAAAGAACACUAAAAUAAGAAAGAAACGCAUGACCGAGGACAGUUGCAACUUAAUCAAGAAAAUAAAAAAUGACUCAAAUGUUCACAAUAAGGACGAUGUUUGUCUGUUAUCAGAUAACGAUGAAAAAGACAUGAAUUAUUCUAGUAAUGAGGACAUCAGACAUAAUGAGACUAAUGAGGUUAUUAAUGAUAGUGAUGAAAUAAUUGAGUUAUCUAAUGAACAAAGUUUGGAAGGAAAUUCGUUAUUACAAUCAGCUGUGGUACCAGUGAUUUACAGACUGUCUGCUAGAGGUAGACCGCAGCUAGUUCACCAAGGAUACGUGUACAACAUGACCUCUCGUUCUAAAGUAAACAACAGUUCACACUACCGUUGCGCGGAGCAGCAUCGCGGUUGUCGCGGCAAAUGUUCUGUGAUCGCAGAGAGGUUUAUGCCGACGGGGGUGCAUGAACACAAUCAUCCACCGAGUUAUCAAUCGGAGUAUAAUUAUCGAAAAAAAAAGGCUUAGAUACCGAUAAUGUCUAGAAAGAUUGUUCCAAUGAUGCAUUUCAAGACGUUUUGUGAUUUGAAUUCGGAUUUGAAUUUUAGUUUGUGUGCAUAUAUAUAUAUAUAUAUAUAUAUAUAUUAUAUCCCAGCAAUUGGAACAGACAAUAUGCUUAGUUAGAAAAAGAUAAAUGGUAUCUGUUUUUCUGAUUCAAAUCUGAAUUUAAAAAAAAGAAUUUUGUAUAAUAUAUUACGUGUAUGUAACAUUGUUUACAUGUAUGCACAUAAAAUGUAUAUUUGUAUGUAUAUAUGCGCGCACGCGUGUGUACGUGUGCGCGCA